AUGAGUAUUAUUACCGCAGAAAAACCAACAUCGGGUGGCGUCAAGACGCCAACAUUGAAAGAUGUUAAACACGAGGCAAAUAAUUAUUUAAAUCGUGCUAAAAAAUUAGAGAAUGAUAAAAAUUAUGAAGAGGCAACAGUGUUAUAUAAACGUGUUAUAUCAUUGAUCCAAAAUCAUGAAAACGACAAUACGGUAGAUGAACAAUCGGCAAAAGAAUUAGAUACAUUAAAAAGAAAUGCAACUCAAAAUUUGAUGCAAACGGCUUUACAUUCAAGUCCCCCAUCUGCGCCAGUUUAUGUAAAUAUGAUAAGACAACUAUCGAAUCAUGUACAGCAACCAUUCAACGAACAAGAUUUAACUGAAAUGGGAGAACAAGUGUUUUCGGAUGAAACAGCAUUUGAGCCAGUUGUAAAUAAUCAUGAAGCGGCAAAUGCUGCAGUCUUAUUCGAACUUGAACGGGGAGCAAAAUUGUUCUAUAUGGCGGCGGAUGGUAAAAUAGAAACGACAUCUGAUACGUUGCCGUUAUCAAUCUUUGAAAUGAGUGAGAGCACUGGUGAAACGUGUGGUUUGCUAAAACUCGGUAGUUGGAUUUAUCCGUUAAAUCCUAAAGUGUCUCCAGCAUUCAAAACAUCAUUCGAUGCUUAUCUCUUUCCGAAUAAUACAUCUGUUGGGGAAUUUGUUGGGUUAAUGUUUGAUGAGAAAAUAUCACCAGAUACCAUACAAUAUUUUGAAGAUGUUCUGUCAAAAUACUCUGUUUUCAUGGCACAACCAAAUACUCCAACUUAUGGUGAAUCAUUAACAGCUACCACAACAUCAUCUGCAACUGCUCAAGGGGAAAAAAUCGUUCCUGUUUCUAAACAGACAGAAGCAUCAAAAGUAGCCGAAAAGAAAAAAGGCGAAAUAAUUGGUGAAGAAGAAGUUGCUAUUGAGGACGAAUCGUUGUAUGAUACAUCGACAGCGACUGGAAAACUAGCAGGCGCAUUGGUAACUGGAACAAAAUUUCUGACGAAACAGUUAGCAACAGGAGUGAUAAUGGCAGAAAAUCUAAUUAAUAAGGCUUCGAUCAAAGUUCAUGACAGCUUGGUGCCAUCAGCAGAACCGGUGAAAGUUCAUGCAGAUUAUAUUGUAAUUUUUUGUUUGAUAGUUUCCAAAGUUGGUGCCAUGACUCUCGGUCUUGCAAGAACAUUUGCACCGCAAUUUGGAAGAGUGCAAAAGAAAAAAAAUGCCGAUGGUACAGAAGAAAUUGUCAAAUUAUCGGGAAUACGCGGUAUUGGUCAUGCAGGUUUAACAAGCUUCUCCGUUGCGUAUGAGAGUUGUGAAAAUGCAGCAAAACAUUUAGCAAAAAGUCUUGCUAAUGAAUCAGUCUCGGUUGUUAAACAUAAAUAUGGUGAUGAUGCCAGUAUAUUGACGGAGAAUGCAAUGUACGCUGUGGGUAAUACAGCACUAACAACGUACUAUGUGGGUGGUCUCGGUCCAAAAGCAAUUGCAAGAAGAGUUGUUAAACAAACAGCGAAAGAAACGGCUAAAAAUGCAUUAAACAUAUAA
This is a messenger RNA of Didymodactylos carnosus, 1545 nucleotides long. NCBI's taxonomy places the organism in Eukaryota, Metazoa, Rotifera, Eurotatoria, Philodinida, Philodinidae. The record is from the annotation of a GenBank genome assembly.